Messenger RNA from Racocetra persica, 681 nucleotides. The record is from the annotation of a GenBank genome assembly. NCBI's taxonomy places the organism in Eukaryota, Fungi, Glomeromycota, Glomeromycetes, Diversisporales, Gigasporaceae.
AACAAGACCAUUUAUGAGCGCCUUGAAGGGUGUGACUCCGAGGAACAACAGGAGUUGUGUGAUUCCAGUGAGAGAUUCGGGUUCACACGAGAUGUUGAAGUCAUAGCAUCUAAUGAAACCAGAGAAGAGGAUAUGAAUAGUAAUGAUAAACCAAGUGAUAUCUUACCGAUGGCAUUGCUUACUCUCUCAGAUACCCUCGAAUUCAUCGAAACCAAUCCUCUUUUAGAAAGAUAUGGGGGAAACAAAUGUUACUGGGUACAUAUCAAGCAUCCAAUGUCAGCCAUAUAUUUUACCAGGGAGAUUAAUUACAUGGACUUUUUUGGUUGUAAUAGCAAGAAUGGUGGAGAAUUAAAAUACACUGAUACUAUAGAAAACAUACAUGCUCAACUCAAAAAACAUGAUAGUGUGAUUAAAGGUGAUAUUGAUUUUUAUAAGCAGAAAAACGAUAUCGACGAAGCCACAUUGGCAUUUUUCAAGGAACGUUAUGCAUUUGUACCCGAUCUAACAUGGCUCAAUAAUCAUAAAAAAACAAAAAAAUAUACCAAAAAAUCAUUGGUCAGGACCAAUAUCAGCACCCUUGUUAGUAAUCGACCAUCUAAACAUACCAGAGAAAUUGUAGGUAAUGAAAAUGAAAGAGAGGUUUCUCGGAGUAACCAAGCAAAAAAACCAAGAAGAAAAUAA